Molecule: messenger RNA, 1746 nt
Organism: Naumovozyma dairenensis CBS 421
Lineage: Eukaryota; Fungi; Ascomycota; Saccharomycetes; Saccharomycetales; Saccharomycetaceae
Gene: PWP1
Product: rRNA-processing protein PWP1
Exons: 1
Coding region: 1-1746 (581 amino acids)
Biological process (GO): rRNA processing
Cellular component (GO): nucleus
Molecular function (GO): protein binding
Source: RefSeq, a predicted model, not a curated record
AUGAUUUCUUCUACAAACUGGGUUCCAAGAGGGUUUACCUCUGAAUUUCCUGAAAAAUAUGAGUUAGAUGAUGCAGAAUUGGCAAGAAUUGAAAAUUUAGCCAACUUGAACUUAGAUGAUGUUAAAGCUGAGUUAGAAGGAGAAGCAGCAGCAGCAUCCGCCGAGGAAGAUGACUUAGCCAUUGAGAGUAAGCAUGACGCCAAUGUCCUCAAAAACCAAUUGGAAGUCGAUGAUGACAUGAAAGAAUAUGACUUGGAAAACCACGAUAAUGAUGAACAAGCACAAAAUGGGGAAGGUGAAGAUGUAACCAUGUUCCCAGGGUUAUCUAAUGAUUCAGAUGUUAAAUUUCACGAAGGUGAAGAUGGUCAAGAUCCAUAUAUCUCAUUGCCAACACAAGAAGAUACAGUUGAAGAAAAACAAGAAUUACAGGUUUACCCAACUGAUAACUUAAUCCUUGCAACUAGAACAGAAGAUGAUAUUUCAUACCUAGAUGUUUAUGUCUAUGAUGAUGGUGCAGGGUUUCAUAGUAAUGAAAUUCCUGUUGAACAAGGUGAUGAACUGGAUGCAGAUGUUGCUAAGGGUAUGGUUCGUGAUAGUGCUCUUUAUGUUCAUCAUGAUUUAAUGCUACCAGCUUUCCCAUUAUGUGUCGAAUGGAUUAAUUAUAGACCUAACAGUGGCUCCAAUGAAAAUGAUAUUGCAAACUUUGCUGCUAUUGGUACAUUUGACCCACAAAUUGAAAUUUGGAACUUAGACUGUAUAGAUAAAGCAUUCCCAGACAUGAUUUUAGGUGAACCAUUAGAAAAUUCGUUAGCAGGCUUGAAAAAAAAUAAGAAGAAACCAAAAAAGCAAGAGCAUAUAACCACACAUCAUACUGAUGCCAUUCUAUCUCUAUCGCAUAACAAACAGUUCCGUGCUGUUUUAGCAUCUACUUCAGCAGACCAUACUGUUAAGCUAUGGGAUCUAAAUAAUGGUCAAACAGCACGCUCCUUGGCUUCUGUGCACAGCGGUAAAAAUGUUUCCGCCUCAGAAUGGCACCCUACUAAUGGCUCUAUCCUAUUGACUGGUGGGUAUGAUUCUCGUGUUGCCUUAUCAGAUGUUAGAAUUUCUAAUGAAAAGGAAAUGUCCAAAUAUUGGUCUGUCAUGUCAGGUGAAGAAAUUGAAUGCACUACCUUUGCCAAUGAAAACAUAAUAUUGUGUGGUACCGAUUCUGGUAAUAUUUAUUCCUUUGAUAUUAGAAAUAAUGAAAAUUCCAAACCUGUUUGGACUCUUAAGGCUCAUGAUGCAGGUAUUUCAACACUAUCUACUAACAGCUUUAUUCCUGGUUUAAUGAGCACAGGUGCCAUGGGAGAAAAAGCUGUCAAGUUAUGGAAAUUCCCACUGGGAGACGGUGUAAAUAAUAAUGCAGGUAAAGGCCCAGGUAUGGUUUUAUCUCGUGAUUUUGAUGUUGGUAAUGUAUUGACUACUUCAUUUUCGCCUGAUAUCGAAGUAGCAGGUACUAUGGUUGUCGGAGGUGUUAAUAAAGGUUUGAAACUAUGGGAUGUUUUUAGUAAUAGAACAGUUCGUAAAAGUUUUGCUAAAGAAUUGAAAGACGUUCAAGCUAGAGCAAGAGACGAAGCUAAAAACGUAGGUAGGAGUUCAAGAAUUGCAAGGAAAUAUACACAGAAUGAUAACCCAGAAACUGUCAUGACAGUCGAUGAUUUAGGCGAAGAUGAAGAAGAAGGAGGCGAAGGAGAAUUAUCUGAAUAA